Messenger RNA from Vicia faba (fava bean), 807 nucleotides. The record is from the annotation of a GenBank genome assembly. Lineage: Eukaryota; Viridiplantae; Streptophyta; Magnoliopsida; Fabales; Fabaceae.
AUGGGCAGAAUAAACUCUUGUAAUCUUAUGAAUUUGUAUUCUGAUGGCAUGGUCCAAUCUACAAGGGGUGGUAUGAGAGUGUAUGGAAAGCUGGAUAGAGCUCUUUGCAACGAUGUAUGGAAGCUACUUUUCCUGAACUUGAAGGUAAAAAAAGUGCUUACUAGAGUUGAUUUCUCUUAUCAUCAUUUGAUUGUAAUUACUCUGCAAAAUGAUGAUGACAAGAGGGAUAAAAACUAUGAUUUCAAGUUUGAAUGUGCCUGGGUCCUUGAGGAAUCUUAUGAGGUGCUCACUGAAGCGUGGAAAGAUGAAGGUAAUUUGAUUUCCAAGUUGGAGGAAGUCGAGAGAAAUGCUCGAAAGUGGAAUUAUCAUACAAUUAGGAGCCUCGCGCAAAAGAAAAACAACAUAUCGAACCAGAUAUGUGGAGUUCAGAAAAUUAACCAAGCUCACAAUUGGCACGCAGGUCUUAAUAAGUUGGAAAUAAAGCUGCAGAUUGAGCUAGAUAAGGUGCUUCAUCAAGAAGAGCUUAUGUCGUAUCAACGUUCAAAAAUGGAUCGGUUGAUUGAAGGAGACCGCAACACGCGUUUCCUCUUUUUAAAAGCUUUGAGCAGAAGGCAAAGGAAGAAUAUUAACAUGAUAAAGGAUAUUGUAGGUGCAUGGAUUGAAGAUCUCGUGCUCAUCAAAAAUCAGUUCAAUGAAUGCUUUCAGACCAUUUAUACGCCUGAUGUGGAGGUCGUAGAUUGGCAUCAGACCACAAUGUUUUCCCUAUUCUUACGAAGGAGUGGCUUGAGCAGCUUCAUGAAGGUUUGA